Molecule: messenger RNA, 615 nt
Organism: Ruditapes philippinarum (Manila clam)
Lineage: Eukaryota; Metazoa; Mollusca; Bivalvia; Venerida; Veneridae
Product: neuronal acetylcholine receptor subunit beta-3-like
Exons: 6
Biological process (GO): signal transduction; chemical synaptic transmission; monoatomic ion transmembrane transport
Cellular component (GO): neuron projection; synapse; postsynaptic membrane
Molecular function (GO): acetylcholine-gated monoatomic cation-selective channel activity; transmembrane signaling receptor activity
Source: RefSeq, a predicted model, not a curated record
AUGACGAAAACAGUAACGGAUAGUGAGGACAAAAAUUCGUUAACAAGUAGAUUUCGGACUAUAAGUAAUAUAUCAAGUGAACAACGAUUAAUGACAGAUUUGCUAUGGAAGUACGAAAACUCCGUGCGACCAAUUUACAACUCUUCCAAAGCAGUCGCGGUUGGUCUAGGGCUUACAUUAACACAGAUUCUUGACUUGGACGAGAAAAACCAAGUGUUGACCACAAAUGUUUGGAUGGAAGUGGAAUGGAAAGAUGAAAAAUUGAUUUGGGAUCGCCGCGAUUAUGAUGGAACAGACAAUAUUCGUAUACCAUGUCGACGGCUGUGGCUGCCUGAUAUCGUGCUCUAUAACAGUGUUGACGACUACACUUCCGGUUACAUGUCCAGUCUUGCUAUGGUGUAUGAUAAUGGACGUGUGUUCUGGGGUCCAGUUGUCAGAUUCCGAAGCUCGUGCAAGAUUGACAUUACUUUUUUCCCUUUCGACGAUCAGGUAUGCCAUUUAAAGCUUGGUUCUUGGGCAUAUAACGGUUUCCAAGUGAACGUCAUUAAUCGAUCAGAGACGGUUGAUUUAUCAAACUACGUAGAUAAUGGAGAGUGGAAAUUGAUUGGCUUAAAG